Messenger RNA from Nematostella vectensis (starlet sea anemone), 1577 nucleotides. RefSeq lists its product as uncharacterized. The record is from RefSeq and is a predicted model, not a curated record. The transcript has 6 exons. Bases 1 to 1491 code for a protein of 496 amino acids. Gene Ontology annotation, molecular function: DNA binding. Lineage: Eukaryota; Metazoa; Cnidaria; Anthozoa; Actiniaria; Edwardsiidae.
AUGGCCUUUUAUGCGUGUAUCUAUUUUUACGCCGACAAGAGUGUCAGUACGGUGCCAAGGAGUAGAUGUUCGCUGCGCGGGACAUUCGAAGCCGGGGAGGAAGCCGAUGUUAGCUGGAAAAUGGCUAAAGGCGAGAAAGAGACCUAUGUUGGAGUGAUAAUAAAGACAGCAAAGAAAGAGGAAAAGCCGCAAAUAGAACAGUUUACCGAAGAUGUCGGUCUACUCGUGGCGGACAUGAUCAAACGUGGAGAAAACGUUAAAAGCCAAUUACCGGAGCUAUUGAAAAAAAAUCUCCCGGCUCCAGCACCAACGGCCGCAUCUGCUCCUUGUAAGAGGGCGCGGAAAAUGACGAAGGUGAUGGAGGAAAGUAAAAAGCAGGCUGAGGAUGAUGGCGAAACCAAAGAUAAAAAACGAAAAAAAAACCAUAUUGAUCCGCUCACAGAGAAGAAAAAAAACAAGAAGAAAAAUGGCGAGAAAAAUAAGGAGCCUUCGCAGAAGCAGGCGUUAGCAGAGGGGGCAAAAGAUGCCUCACUGGAGAUCUACAGCUCCUUCAGGCAGGUGUUCGGUGCUCAACUGGAUCUAACCAGCGAGACCCGCCAGCCGCCCGAGGCCUCUACUCCCGUGACUCCCAUACAAGAGACGACUCCAAUACACCAGACCUCAAUACGCGAGACUCCAAUAUCUGAGACCGGGGGAGUUGUCUUGAGGGCGGUAGAGGAGACCCUUGGGAUGCCAUUCGAUGAGGAGGAGGAGGAGGAGGAGGAGCCCAGAAGCUAUUUAGAACUGCUAGGCACGAACGACCAUCCAUUGGAGGAGCCAGCAGCAUCCCCAGAUCCCAUUGCACUUUAUUCUGGCUUCUCUGAGUUGGACAAGCUAAGAGAGGAGAAUCGUCUCCUAAAGGCCGAGGUCGAAAGCCUCAGAAGCCAGUUGACCUCCUCUAGGAGACAACCAGUGCCAUCUGCUGAAGUUAUCAACUUUUUCCGUGACUUUGUCUCAUUUAAUGAUGCGACAAACAUCCAAUACUCUGCUGUCGGUGGUGCUCCUUGUCAAGAGUACACGAUCAGGGCAAACCUAAACCCAGGACCCACAACAAGCCAGAAUCAGCGCAGCAGGGACGACGUUAAACUGCUGGAUUCAAGCGACGUUUAUGUCAACCGGAAUGCUUUGCGAAGCUGUGUACAAGCAGGGCACUCAGCCAAAGGCCCCAUUGGGCUUUUAAAGAAACUCAUUCCGAUAGUUUUUUCUGCCGAGGAGCUUGCAAGGUCGUGCGGCCAGGGGCUCGCUCGCGGAGGGGCAUCUCAGAAGGAGGAUGGGAAAGCCCCUCUUGACCAGCACAAGGUCAAUGCUUGCAAAGAUUACCUUGUCGCCUUCUGCCUCCAGAGUAAAAUGGCCCAGCCAGGAGCGCAAGAGAUAAAUAAAGCGUUCACGCAACAAAUUACAUAUGCGAGGACAAAAUUAAAAAUGCAGAGUGCUGCUGUGAACACCGAGUAGAUAUAAUGAUCACCGUCUUUUAUGUAUUUCUUUUUAUACACUAGACGGUCGAGGAUUAUACACGAUUAAAAGUAGUACUAACCAUA